UUCCUUUUGCGGGUUGCCAGGUUGAAUAUAUAUACGUUAAUUUUAUUCACUGCUCAAAGCCUUCCGUAAUGACCAGAAACAACCCGGAAACUAAAUGACCUCCAUGAACAUGAGAUAGUUUGCGGUCAGAUUAAUAAACUGUCUGCUGUCGCAUUAUUUUACUCGACCUGGCAACCCUGGACUCAGCGCCUCCACAUGAUCUUCGUUGUUUUCCUCCAACAUGGAAGUCACGAGCUAAGAGGAAGAAGCACAUGCACAAGUUUUGCAGCACAGACCAGGUUGUAGAGGCUCGUGCACCAAAGCUGUCGGUUGCUUUUUAUUCUUUAGUGUCGUAUUUUUGAGGGAAUAAAAGAUGUUGACGCCUCUUUCGGCUUUUCAGACGCGAUUAACUGAUUUUAUGGAAACAUUGACCAAAACAGCGGUGUUAGAGAUCAGUAAACUUGUGGAGCUGGAGUGUCAAAUCCUCCUGUCUGAGGUCACCAGGGGUCAACACGAGAUCGACUUCCUGAAGAAAAGACUGCAGGUGAUGGAGAGACACAUGGUGUCGAAUAAUACAGCUCAGAGCCUAGAGGCUGGAAACACUGGAACAUCAGCAUUGCUUACAUCAGUACAGGUGAAUGUCUCCAGAACAGAGAACAACUGUUUUAUGGAGAAGAAUAGCUCCAAAACGGAGAACCACGACUCCAGAACGGAGAACCACGACUCCAGAACGGAGAACAACAACUCCAGAGUGGAGAACAACUCCAGAGUGGAGAACCACAGAUCUGAAACAGAGAACAACUCCAGGGUGGAGAACCACAGCUCCAAAACAGUGACGAACAACUCCAUAAUGGAAAACCUCAUGCCCAGUAAAGAGAACCCCAGCUCCAGAAUGGAGAAACUCAGCUCCAGAACAGAGAACAACAACUCUAGCGUGGAGAACAACAACUCCAGAGUGGAGAGCCACAGCUCCAGAAUAAUGAACAAAUCCAGAAUGGAGAACCACAUGUCCAGUGCAAAAAACCACAGCUCCAGAAUGGAGAAACACAACUCCAGAGUGAAGAACCACAACUCCAGGAGGGAAAACCACAACUCCAGAACAGAGAACAACAACUCCAGAAUGGAGAGCCACACCACCACAACAGAGUACCACAGCUCCAGUCUGGAAAACCUCAUGUCCAUUAAAGAGAACCACAGCUCUAGAGCAGAGACGUACAGCUCCAGUAUGGAGAAUCGUCCUAAUAUUAAGAGAGAGAGUGAGCUGAAAGAGUCCAGUGGAGGUGAUGACACUCUGCUGACCACUGAACAGGACCAUGCUGAUAUGAAAAAGAAACAGCCUGACCGUCAUCUACAGCGGCUUCACGCAGAGAAACACACUACUGAAAUAAAGAUUAAACAGGAGGAUUUCUGGGAUGGUCAUGAGGGAGAAGGUGGAGGAGAGAGGACGAAAGAUGGUGGUGUACACAGCGCUGAGGAAACCUUCACCAGGCGUCAGGCUGUCGCAUUUUCAGCUCAUCCUCACGACAGAAUCUUCUUUGUGAACAAUUCACGCUGCCCUGAAGGUCCUGCUUUAAAAGUGCAGUCGAACUCAGAGUCUGAAAGCGCACACAAUUAUCUCCUGCCGAAGCCCGUCAGGAGACGCGUGGCCUCCAGGUUCCAGGAGGAGAAGCGCUUUGCAUGUCCGCUCUGUGAAAAGUGCUUCAAGUGUUUCAGCCAGCUGGAGAUCCACAAGCGCAGUCACACGGGCGAGAAGCCGUACAGGUGCGCUCUGUGCGGUAAGAGGUACGCCCAGAAAGGCCACCUGUACACACACCAGCGCACACACACCGGUGAGAAGCCGUACCGCUGCAUGCACUGUGGCAAAGCUUUCAUUCAGAAGUGCUCUCUGGACAUGCACCAGAGAACUCACACCGGAGAGAAACCCUUCAUCUGCGUCAAGUGUGGAAAAGGCUUUACCAAGAAAUUCAAUCUGAACAAACAUCUGGCUGUUCAUUCAGAUGCCACAUCUGGCUUCAGUGACCUGAACGGGCUUCAUUCUUCGAUCAUCCAUCACUGACAUCUCGCUGAUUAUUUCAAUUUCAAUACUGCUUCUAAUACUCUAGCAAACUUUACUAGAUUUACUGAAAUGUUAGCUUGGUUGUGUAGCUAAUGAACUUCUGGUAGCAGCCUGUGGGGAGAAUGGGAGUGAACGGAAACUGAAACCUGUCCUCUAAAAAUGAUCUACAGUGGAACCUCGGGUUACGAACGCCCCGGCAUACGUAUAAUUCUGGUUACGAAUCGCAGUUCAUCAAAAUUUUUGCCCCUGGUUACGAACAAUAUAUCGGGAUACGAACGUCGCU
Messenger RNA from Silurus meridionalis, 2318 nucleotides. Its product is annotated as zinc finger protein 391-like. The transcript has 4 exons. The coding region runs from base 353 to 2035 and encodes 560 amino acids. Gene Ontology annotation, molecular function: DNA-binding transcription factor activity; RNA polymerase II cis-regulatory region sequence-specific DNA binding. Gene Ontology annotation, biological process: regulation of transcription by RNA polymerase II. The record is from RefSeq and is a predicted model, not a curated record. NCBI's taxonomy places the organism in Eukaryota, Metazoa, Chordata, Actinopteri, Siluriformes, Siluridae.